Dermochelys coriacea (leatherback sea turtle) is the source of this 2094-nucleotide messenger RNA. It is a transcript of the gene KLHL42, whose product is annotated as kelch like family member 42. Gene Ontology annotation, molecular function: protein binding. The record is from RefSeq and is a predicted model, not a curated record. NCBI's taxonomy places the organism in Eukaryota, Metazoa, Chordata, Testudines, Dermochelyidae.
AUAGGCGCCAUAUAGCGUCAGAGCAGCCAGGUCCCCUUUUUACAGGGAGGAAGAGCAGAGGGUGUUGGACCAGAAACUCCCUCAUUUUAAAUGGCUCUUCAGGCAGGUUUAAAAGCCCCCCAGAGGGGGCGGAGGUCCUUGCACCCGGGAGGGGCACUGCUCAGGGCUGACCUUGGCCCGCGGCGGCCCGGGCGGGAGCGCUCCAGCUCCAGCUCCAGCUCCAGCCAGGCGCACCAAGCGGAGAGCGUUCGAGGUUCCUCCCCGGCCGGGAGGCUGCGGCAGCUGGGGCCGAGAGACGCGGGCUCCCCAGCGGCUGAGCGGGGCCCCGGCCUGCUGCACCGCCCGGCCCGCGCGCUCCAAUGUUGCCUUUUUAGGCCUGCGCGCGGCAGGCCCCCGCCAGAGGGAACCAGCCCCCGGCGCUGGCGCGUCCCCGGCCCCCGCCCUUACCGCGGCUGCGUCUCCCGGCGUGCGCUCCCCUCCCAACCCGGCAGCGGGCAAGGAAGGAGCCGGAGCGGGGCCAUGUCCCGCGCGGAGGCGGCGGAGGCUGGGGCGGGCGGGGAGGAGGAGGUGGUGCGGAUCCGGCUGGGGGACAGGUGCUACCCGGUCUGCAAGAGGAAGCUGAUGGAGCAGAGCGACUAUUUCCGCGCCCUGUUCCGCUCGGGCAUGCGGGAGGCAGGGCAGGGGCAGGAGGAGCAGCAGCUGCGCGGGGGGCUCAGCGCCCUGGGGCUGGAGCUGGUGCUGGACUUCAUCAACACCUCGCGCCUGGCCUGGCUGGAGCAGGACGAGGGCGGCGAGCAGGAGCCCCCUCUGCUGGAGGAGCUGAUCGAGGCUGCCUCCUACCUGCAGGUCACCCCCCUGCUGCGCCUGCUCCUCUCCCAGGUGAGGCUGGGCAACUGCCUGGAGCUGCACCGCCUGGCCCAGGUCUAUGGCCUCCAGGACCUGCAGGACGCCUGCCUGGACUUCAUGGCUGCCCACUACCAUCAGGUGCUGCGGAGACCUGAGGCCCGCCCCCACCUGCUCCUGCCCAGCGCCCUCCGGCAGCAGCUGAUGGAGAGGCGGAUGAAGGGCACCGCCGCCCUUCUGGCUAUCGGAGACUUCAUGGGUGCCUCCUCUUUGGGCCUGGCCCCGUGCCGCCACCUGCAAGAGGAAGCCUCUUGGUCCAUGCUGAGGUACGAUGAGGUGGCCCAGAGGUGGCUGCCCUUGGCCAACAACCUGCCCCUGGACCUCGUGAACGUCCGAGGCUACGGGUCGGCGAUGCUGGACAACUACCUGUUUGUCAUCGGGGGCUAUAGGAUCACCAGUCAAGAGAUAUCGGCUGCCCACUGUUAUAACCCCUGCAUAAAUGAAUGGAGUCAGAUGGCUUCAAUGAACCAAAAGAGGUCCAAUUUUAAGCUUUUGGCUGUAAACGGGAAGCUCUAUGCCAUUGGUGGUCAGUCCCUUUCCAAUGUGGAGUGUUACAGUCCAGAGCACGACUGGUGGAAUUUUGUGGCAUCUAUGCCAAACCCUCUUGCAGAAUUCUCAGCUUGUGAAUGCAAGGGCAAAAUUUAUGUUGUGGGGGGAUAUACUACAAGAGACAGGAAUAUGAACAUUUUGCAGUACUGUCCCGUCUCUGACUGCUGGACCAACUUUGAGCUGUGUGAUGUCCACAUUCGCAAACAGCAGAUGCUCUCUGUCGAGGAAACCAUCUACCUGGUAGGGGGUUGUAUUCAUGAACUGGGACCUAACCAAAAAUCCAGCCAAAGUGAGGACAUGUUAACAGUGCAGUCUUACAACAUUGCUACCAGAGAAUGGCUCUACCUCAAGGAGAACACGUCCAAAUCAGGUCUCAACUUGACUUGUACUCUCCAUAAUGAUGGGAUCUAUAUAAUGAGCAGAGAUAUUACGCCAUCUACAAGCUUGGAACACCGGAUUUUUCUUAAGUAUAAUAUUUUUUCAGACAGUUGGGAGUCACUUAGACGCUUUCCGACCUUUGGACAAAACAUGUUGGUCUGCUCUGUAUAUUUGCCCAAUAUGAUAGAAAUGUAAUUACACCAUUUUUCCCCCUUUCACUUCGUGAGUCAUUAUUGGAAAAAAUAAAUUAUUUUCAUUUCUGAA